Hydractinia symbiolongicarpus is the source of this 1959-nucleotide messenger RNA. RefSeq lists its product as uncharacterized. The transcript has a single exon. The coding region runs from base 1 to 1959 and encodes 652 amino acids. NCBI's taxonomy places the organism in Eukaryota, Metazoa, Cnidaria, Hydrozoa, Anthoathecata, Hydractiniidae. The record is from RefSeq and is a predicted model, not a curated record.
AUGACAUCGUUGACGCAAACAACUCCCUCCAUUGCAGAACACUUGGAAAUCUUACCUAUAAAACGAAACAUAAAACUUCCCUCGAUCCGACGUCUGUUCCCACAUAGCGUGGAAUGGAAGAAACGCAACAAAAGCUUAUCCCGGAAAACGUCGGCAAUACUAAAAGAAAACAAAAGAAUAUUCGAAAACAACCUAAUUACCAAUCUCUCCGCACACACAUUGUCUCCAGAAGAAACGGAAAUCCUCUCUCGGGGUCUCUCCUUUGUGCCUACACCAACAAAAUACUCCUCCCCAUCUGAAACGGGAUCUUUAAUAAAUUUUACUACUACUAUGAAAAGACAAAUAUUUUUCGCAAGCGAGGGCCCUGAAAAUACGAAAGUUGAGCCUCACCCCUUCCACGUCCGAACAAAUUGGCAACCACCUACACCUGAUAACAAGGACUUGCUCGAAUAUUUUGAAAAAAUCACAAACGACAUAAAUUUAAUUAAUUCUCCAACUCCCGGGAAACAUAAUAUAAAUCACCAACACAGAAGAGCUCUUGUCAAUCUUGCAAGAAACCCAAACAUCACCAUAAAACCAGCAGACAAAGGUGGGGGGAUCUGCAUUCUUAACACUACCGAAUACAUAGACAAAGUCCACUUGCACCUUAAUGAUAGAAACACGUACAUACAAAUGCCAAAUGACCUAACCAAUGACAUUAGCAAAGAGGUAAAAGAUUAUGUCGAUUUCCUUUUUGUUAAACAAUACAUUGACAAAACGACUAGACGAUUUCUAACUCCCCCUAAUCCACCGCGCACAUCACUAUUUUACGGACUACCUAAAAUACAUAAACCUGAGAUCCCACUAAGACCGAUUGUUUCGGGUUGCGACAGCGCCACAGACAACCUAUCAAAAUACGUAACACAUUUCAUCCAACCUUUGGUCACGAAACUACCGUCCUACAUUAAAGACACAAAACACUUUCUCAGAGGAUUGCGGGAGCUCCCACCUAUGCCCGAAAAUGCUUUUCUUGUAACAGCAGACGUUGCGGCUCUAUACACAAACAUCCCCCAUGAUGAAGGAAUUAAAGCAGUACUCGAUUUUAUAAAACAAUUUAGAAAUGAAAUGCCUAAAUAUACCCCACCAAAUCAUGUCUUUCACACGCUGCUGCAUCUCAUUCUUAAAAACAGUUUUUUCAAAUUUAUGACAUCAUUUUAUCACCAAAUUAAAGGAACGUCCAUGGGUACAAGAAUGGCCCCACCUUACGCAAAUCUAUUUAUGGCAGUACUUGAAGGCCUAAUCAUAGCUGAUUUUCCCGGUUUUAUUGAAUUCUGGAAGCGCUUUAUAGAUGACAUUUUUUUCAUAUUUACGGGAACUGAACUACAAUUAAAAAAAUUAUUCACACACAUGAACAAAAUUCACCCUUCCAUAAAAUUUACUUUUGAGUAUUCAAAAUCAGAUAUUCCCUUUCUUGACACACGCAUAUAUAUUGACCAGUCUCGCAAAUUACAAACAACCCUAUUCCGCAAACCUACUGAUAGAAUGAUGCUUUUACACUACUCCUCUGAACACCCUCAUCAUGUUAAGGCUAGCAUCGUAUAUACCCAGGCAUUGAGAUAUUGCACAAUCAUAUCCAAUGACCAAAAUUUAGAAAAGGAAUUAUAUACUCUUGCACGCACAUUCCUGGCUAGAGGAUACCCCCUAAAUCUCUUAAUUGAUAAAUUUUCAAAGGCUCUGAAUUUUUUGAGAAAUGAACUCCUUGAACCCGUCAUGCACACACACGUAGAAGAAAUCACACCACUCAUAACUCCAUUUUCCCCUGUUGGUAUGGCGCAAAGUAGAAUUAUUCACAAACAUUGGUCAGUUAUCGAAAAAAAUGAGACUUUAAAAUCGAUCUGGCCGUCCCGCCCCUUAACUGCAUACACACGGGGCAAAAGCCUAAGAGACACUUUGGUUAAAUCGGCUCAAAAACCUUUGUAA